UCUUAGCAUGAUUUCCUUGUCUGUAGUGUUCUGGGUGGAUUGCAUAGUCAGAGUUUCCUACAAGAUCUAACUUCUAUAGCAUGAAAAAUGAUUUCUUUCAAUGUACAAUUCCCAUUAUAGCAGUUUUUUCUUAACACUGUGUACCUAACAAAUGUUUCUUUGUAACAGAUAUUCUGUAAAUAGAUAAAUAUUCUGUAAUAGAUACUCUGUAAAUAUUCACUAAAGGAAUGAGUGGUGCCCGCUCAGUAAUGGGUAUUGUGUGCCGUUUGCUCUUUCUGAUACUUACCAUAAUUACAACAGAGCUAAUUAUUAAAUAUCCAAAUAAAGUCCUCAGCACUUCCGGGCCUAGAGUCUCAAUUAUACAAUAUAAGAUGAAGGAAAAGCAAGAACAAUGAUGUAAUUUGUAUUUUCAGUUAUUUGCUUUAUUAGUUUUUAUGCAGAGACCCAGAGUAAUUAUUCUCAUUUUAAAGUCUACUUUCUGACAGAAGAUGUGGAAAAUAGUUCCAAUAAUUUUAUUACUUUUGUAGCCCAGCCUAUCCCACAUUGUCCCCUAUUUGGAGUUUGGGACUUACUUGUUUAUGGCCAUUAUUUUAAAUAACCUUAUAGCUAAAUAAAUGAAAUUAAUUCAUUUGAAUUUUCAUAGCAUUUGAGUAUUUAAAAAAUUCUAUCCAUUUUUGCCCAUAAACUUGCCCCUCUUGCUUUUCGUGUGUCCUGCUCACCCCACUUUUUUUCUACUCAUUUUUAAUUCCACUGUCCACUAAAAGUUCUUGUGAAUUUUUUUCCUCUCUCCAAAAAAAUUCCCUUGUUUCAAAUUUUCAAAGAAUUGUCCUCUUUCUUGGAUGGUUCGAAUCUAGAAAAAAUAAUAAAGCAUCUCUUCAUUUACGUUUUUCUCAUCCAGUGUUGCUGAAUUGAUUCACAGAAACUUGCCACUCCCUAGGAGGUAGCUCCUACUUUCAAAGCAAUUUAUGCUACAAAGUUAAAGCCAAGUUGUAUUCACGCUGUGAAAGUAGAAUGGCUAACCAAGUAAGGAUAAACAGAAGUAUUCAAUAAGAAAAUUCUGAGCUGAGGAACUUUAGGAGGUGAAACUUCAGAAGAGAGCAGACUCUUAAGAGUACAUCUGGCUCAUCACCAUGCGGUUAGGAAAACCCAAGGGAGGCAUUUCUCGGAGCUCAAGUCAAGGAAAAGCAUAUGAGAACCCACGCAAAGCCAGCCGGCAGCGGCAAAAAUGGGGAAUGACUGUUCGAUUUGACUCAAGCUUGAGUAGAUUGAGAAGAAGGUUGGAUGAGAAGCCCUAUAAAUGCGCUGAAUGUGAAAAGAGUUUCAGUCAGAGCUCCACUCUUUUUCAGCACCAGAAGAUUCACACUGGAAAGAAAUCCCACAAAUGUGCCGAUUGCGGGAAAAGUUUCUUUCAGAGCUCUAACCUCAUUCAGCAUCGGCGGAUCCAUACUGGGGAAAAGCCCUACAAAUGUGAUGAGUGUGGAGAAAGGUUCAAACAGAGCUCAAAUCUCAUUCAACACCAGAGAAUUCAUACUGGGGAAAAACCGUAUCAGUGUGAUGAGUGUGGCCGAUGUUUCAGCCAGAGUUCCCACCUUAUUCAACAUCAGAGAACCCACACAGGGGAGAAGCCCUACCAGUGCAGCGAGUGUGGCAAGUGCUUCAGCCAGAGCUCUCACCUUAGGCAGCACAUGAAGGUGCACAAAGAAGAGAAACCUCGUAAAACCCGGGGCAAAAAUAUUAGGGCAAAAACUCACUUAGUAUCAUCUUGGAAAGCUGGUACAGGUAGGAAGUCAGUGGCUGGGCUCCGCUAAGUUACAGGGCUUCAGCCUUCUUUCAAAAAAAAUAAGAGCUGUCCCCUUUAGAACUGGAGAUAUUUUGUAAUAGAGCAUUUAAAUACUGUAUCCUUUCCUAGCAUGGAGACAUUGGGAGUUUCAUGACCUUGGGCUGAGAAAAACUGCAAGUCCAGCUGGUCUCAUUUCUUUUUAUGUAACUUGGAAGACAAAAAACUGAAACUAUGUCGUAAGAGAAUAUAAGAUCCUUGACCUCAUGUGAUAAUUGCUUCCUGCAUCAUUUUGACAAAAAUAAUUAUGUUUGAAUGACACGUGUAAAAGUGCAGGUAUUCUGAUGACUCAGUUUUAGGACUUUCUGUGGAAGGAGUAAUUAAAAGGGGGAAGAAAUUGAUUCCAUUAAUGUGGAAGUUCCGCAACUGAUGAGAUUUUAUGUUUGUAAAUUUUCGUAGUAUAUUAACCAUUUGGUUUGUAAGUAUGACUCGAGACUCAGCAUAUUACAUUGUAUUCAUGUUCACUUAGCUUUUUUUUUCCCUCCUACUUAUGGACACUUCUAAAUAAAAGGAAUCCAGUUUCCCUGUCUUUCACUAAAUUCUCAAUAAUAAAUAACUCUAGAAGCCAAAGUGAGAACUGAAUUAGACCACAAGUCUCCUAUUCCCACUAGCACAGUUCUUUAAGAUGGUGUCACACUGUGCCACUUGUUUUUGAGAAGCUGGGGUGGAUUUAUAUCGACCUAUCCCCACACGCCUUUGUCUUUCGGCAUUCGCUUACCUGACAAAUUGAGCCAGCCUGUUAGAUCUACAUGAAUAAAUAAUUAAACCAUAUCACACCAGCACAUGUCAACUUGUUAAUUAGAAAUCUACAGUUUACACGCUUCCCCGCUCUCCGCCUUUGAGAGUGUUAGGUAACACUGGUUUUCUUAAACAAAUGCUUGUCGACAGUGAAAGUCAUUUGAUUCAAGUGUCAUUGUGUAUGUAGCUCAAUGUGUAGAUUCUGAAAUGUAAGUUAACUUUCCCUCAGUCAGUAUGAAUUAUGAAGUCAAGCAAACCUGUUUCUUAACUUCCAUCAGAACAGUGCCAAGUGUCAGACAUUCUGAUCAGCCUUCAGCUCAGGUUUUAAUUUCUAUUGAAAGUUAACAUUCUUCUGAUUUUUUUGUAUCUUUUAUAAUCAUACCAGUACCGGCUGUAUUAAUGACAGUUAUCCAUAAAAAUAAAGAAAAUGUAAUAUUUUGCCUACUA
Molecule: messenger RNA, 3022 nt
Organism: Suricata suricatta (meerkat)
Lineage: Eukaryota; Metazoa; Chordata; Mammalia; Carnivora; Herpestidae
Gene: ZNF22
Product: zinc finger protein 22
Exons: 2
Coding region: 1131-1808 (225 amino acids)
Source: RefSeq, a predicted model, not a curated record